AGGGCGGGGGGGCUCAAGCCGGCGCGGUGCCCCCACAGCCUGUCCCCGGCGCUGGGUUUCGAGUGAUGGGGAACGGCUGCGGCGUGGGGCGGGGGCCCGGGGCCGCCCUUCGCUCCCCCCCCCCGCCACUAGCCCGUCGAGCUCAGCCCGGAGCCCCGGGGGGGCCGGCGGGGCGCGGUGCAGUGGCGGCGUCGGGCCGUGGGGUGGCACGGCCGAGCCAGCCGGGAGAGCAGCGCCGGGCGGUGCUGCUGCCUGGGAGGGUCCCCGGGCACCGCAGCCCCGUCCCCGCAUCCCCACCUUCCUCUUUCCCCGCAUCCCUGCCUUCCCGCUUCCCGGCAUCCUUGCUUCCCGGCAUCCCUGCCUUCCCGCGUCCGCACAUCCUCCAUCCCUCCCUCCAUCUCUCCAUCCCUCCAUCCACCCCUGCAUCCCUCCCUCCAUCUCUCCAUCCCUCCCUCCAUCUCUCCAUCCCUCCCUCCAUCUCUCCAUCCCUCCAUCCACCCCUGCAUCCCUCCCUCCAUCUCUCCAUCCCUCCUUCCAUCCCUGCAUCCAUCCCUCCCUGCAUCCCUCCCUCCAUCCCCGCAUCCCUCCCUCCCAGCGCCGCUCAGCACCGCCGAGGAGCCGAGCCCUGACGCCCCCGCGGUGGGGGAGCAGGUCGGGGUGGGGGGGUGGGGGGUGUGGGGGUCCUGCCCGCCUCUUGGCAGCACGGGCCCGGGGGGCUGCAGCCGGGCGCAGCGCCAGCCCCGAGGCGUGCGGGGGCUGAGCGGCCCCCGCACCCCGCGCCCACCCUCCACACAGCCGCCCCCGUGCCGGGGAUGAGGCAGCGUCGAGGGGGACACGGUCCCGCCGUGCAGCGCCGCCGCAGCUAACGCUGGCGGGAGCUCGCCGCCUCCGGCCCACCAUGCCCUCCUCCAAGACCGGCAGCGAGUACUGGAUCGACGGGUCCCACCGCGAGACGGCCCUGGAAGAUUUCUACGUCGUGGGCCCCGAGCUGGGACGGGGAGCCACCUCGGUGGUGUACAGCUGCGAGGAGAAGGGCACGGGCACCCCCUACGCCGCCAAGAUACUGAAGAAGACGAUCGACAAAAAGAUCGUGAGGACGGAGAUCGGGGUCCUGCUGCGGCUCUCGCACCCCAAUAUCAUCAAGCUGAAGGAGAUCUUCGAGACGCCCUCCGAGAUCGCGCUCGUCCUGGAGCUGGUGACGGGAGGAGAGCUCUUCGACAGGAUCGUGGAGAGGGGUUUCUACAGCGAGCGGGAUGCGGCCCACGUCGUCAAGCAGAUCCUGGAAGCCGUUUCGUAUUUGCAUGAAAAUGGAGUCGUCCACCGCGACCUGAAGCCGGAGAACCUGCUCUACGCAGACCUGUCCCCCGACGCUCACCUUAAAAUCGGUGACUUUGGGCUCUCCAAGAUCGUGGAUGAACAGGACACCAUGAAAACCGUCUGCGGGACGCCGGGGUACUGCGCCCCCGAAAUACUCCACGGGUGCCCGUACGGCCCUGAAGUGGAUAUGUGGUCCGUGGGCGUCAUCACCUACAUCCUGCUCUGCGGCUUCGAGCCCUUCUUCGACCCCCGCGGGGACCAGUACAUGUACAGCCGCAUCCUCACCUGCGACUACGAGUUCGUGUCCCCGUGGUGGGACGAGGUUUCCCUCAACGCCAAGGACUUGGUCAGAAAAUUGAUCGUCCUGGACCCCCAGAAGAGACUGACCGUCUACCAGGCUCUGGAGCACCCCUGGGUCACCGGGAAAGCUGCUAAAUUCGCUCACAUGGACAGCACGCAGAAGAAACUGCAGGAAUUUAACGCCAGGCGGAAACUGAAGGCUGCCAUGAAAGCCGUGGUGGCUUCCAGCCGCUUGGGCAACCACGGGCACCACGACUGCUCCCGCAGCGGGCGCAGCCAGGGGGGGCCCCGGGAUGCCUGCAUGCCCCAGGGAACGGGGACCGCCGGCCCCGAAGCCACCGCCACCGAGGACCUCGGUGCUUUCCGGAGCGACUGUCCCGCUGUGUCCAAGGUUCCCGUGAACGGCGCCGGCUGCAAGAGCUAACGGCUCGCCGCGGCUUCCACAAGCAAUACCCCACCGACCCUCGGACGCUGGCACCGGGAGAGACGGGGGGAGCCGGGAGGGGGGGGACAGGAGCGCCCCGAGGGUCGGUGUGCGUCGGGGGGCCGUGGUCUGUCGCGUGGAGCAUCCUUAUUUAGUGUCCUGUUGCCAGUGCCGUCGUACCUGGUCGCUGUGAGUGUGUGUCUGUACGGACCCGACUGAGGAAACAAGGCUGGUGACUCGGUCUUCCGAAACAUUUUGGCCCCUGCGGCACGAAAAGAUCCCAAGUGGCUUAAAAACGAGGAGCAAACUGCAGAAAACAGAUUUCUUUCCCCUCCCCUGCAAAGGCAGUAGGCUGUCUCUGUGAUGGAGUUUUGUACGUUGCUGUCGAUAGCCCCGAAGGGUUUGUUUGCGUAGGGGAGAGGGUGCGUCCGGAUUAUCGCUGCCCGUCGACGCUACCUCUACAGUCGCUGCGACGAGCCCCAGCCGUAGGUUUGCUGCUGCGUUAGACGAGGUUUGUAGGAGCCUUUGAACCCAGCUGUUUGAUCCUAUCCGGACAAAAAGUGUUUGCCAGUGGUUCCUUUUAUUAUCGCUAGACGGUAGCCGGCCUCCGCUUGAUUUGUGCUUUGGUUCCACCCCAGUUUCUUUUGUUCCCACGUUCGGUCUUGCUGUGGAUCCGUGACGGUGGUAGGAUUGUCAGGAGCCGGGAACGCCGCCUCCGCGUCGGCAUUCCAGGUUACAGUUUACACGGCGAAUUUUUAACGAAGAACGACGCAACUCUUUUCUACGGCGCGUUGCGGACUUUGUAACGCGUAACGGUGCUGUCGUUCCCUGAGCGAGGACAAUGAGUUUAUACCUAUUUUGGGUUUUGGUGGUUUUUUUAAGACUAAAUGACACCAGUUGACAAAGUUCUUGAAAUUUUUUGGGCAGUUAUUUACCAAGCCACAGGAUAAGCAUUUGCAGAUUUCAAUACAGAAGAGGUAUUUAGACAGGAAAAGCCAUAUUACAGGUGGGGGAUUAGAGAAAGGCGGGCAGCGCUGCCGUGGUCCCCGCCCCCCUCGCGGUUUGGGCCGUACACGCGUAAGAAUGUGUUUGGGCCAAAAAAAAAAAAAAAAAAAAAAAAUCUCCACUGGAGAAGAACAAAAUUUGAACAGGAGGUUCAUUUUCCUCCAGGACAGGGACGUACAACCCAUCUGCAAAUAAAAAUUAAAAUUGUGCCGAAGCCGAAAGCUGCCGCUACGGACACGCGGCUCGGCGCAGGGGGUGCGUCAGCAGCUCCGAGCCGCGGGACGGCAAACGCGCCACGAGGACUUUCACGUUUAUUUCCAGCACAAGCAGAAAUCACAAAGAUGAUGUGUAAGGGCUGAUCCGUACCGCAGGAAGCUCAUUUAUGUUCAGGGCGCUUGUAAAGCCGAAUGCAGAGGAGAGAUCGGGCGUUAAAGAGGGUUUUUUAAUUGGAAAAAUACUAGGUCUUCACCAGAAAUAUGCUUUUUUUUUUUUUUUUUAAAAAAACUAACGGUCAUACCUUCAAUGGGGAAGCAGAUGCGCAGCAAGGUAUCGCGUUGGAGAAAGCAAACGCUGAUAACAUGGGAAAAUGCUUCAGCAAGGGGAAAAUUAUUCCUUUCUCUUUGUGUUUUGCAGGAGGGGCAGUUGGUUUCUCUCCAUUUUUUUUUUUUUUUUAAUAUAGAGGGCUGAACCUUGCAGUGUGCUGAACUCCGGUCUUUAUCCCAUGCUUAGGGUGACGCUCUCUGUCCUUCGGAGUCCGUGACGUGUCCAGUGGGGACAGAACUCCACCUUCAACCAUGUUCUUUGCUAACCCGGGUCUUAAAAGACUAUUUUAUACCCUUUGACAUGAAAUACUUAUUUAAACGCCUUGCAGGACCAGGCCAGAGAGCUCAGCACACCCAGAGCCUGUGAAGCAGGGACCGAUGUUGGGCAACGCUGAAUAAGGUUAUCCUGUCCGCAGACCGCUCCUGGUCCUGCAGGAUAACGGGAAAUAAGGUAUUAAUUAGGUAACAGCGAGUAACAGAGUGUCUUCCGCGAUGGAAGGCACCCGAGGGAAAACUGUAAGGAGAAAAAGGAGUUUGCCUCUCAUGUUACGUCAACAAAGUAUUAUUCCACAAAUAUCAGUACUUAAAGGUAGGAAAAAAAAAUAAAAUAAUGUACUCCUGGGAGUCAAGCUAAUAGGAGGUGCCGUUUUGGUCUGUAUGGUGUUUUCAGGAUGUGUUUUAAUAACUUACUACUUCAGUAUAGCGGUGACAUUUCUGAUAUUGCAGGUAUUUAUAAAGAAGUAUAGACAGCUAAUAAAGUAUCAAACAUCA
Messenger RNA from Chroicocephalus ridibundus (black-headed gull), 4359 nucleotides. RefSeq names its product calcium/calmodulin-dependent protein kinase type IV-like. The transcript has 12 exons. Gene Ontology annotation, biological process: protein phosphorylation. Gene Ontology annotation, molecular function: calmodulin binding; ATP binding; calcium/calmodulin-dependent protein kinase activity. The coding region runs from base 899 to 2041 and encodes 380 amino acids. NCBI's taxonomy places the organism in Eukaryota, Metazoa, Chordata, Aves, Charadriiformes, Laridae. The record is from RefSeq and is a predicted model, not a curated record.